Molecule: messenger RNA, 3652 nt
Organism: Silurus meridionalis
Lineage: Eukaryota; Metazoa; Chordata; Actinopteri; Siluriformes; Siluridae
Gene: lipeb
Product: lipase, hormone-sensitive b
Exons: 13
Coding region: 714-3257 (847 amino acids)
Biological process (GO): triglyceride catabolic process; cholesterol metabolic process
Cellular component (GO): cytosol
Molecular function (GO): sterol ester esterase activity; triacylglycerol lipase activity
Source: RefSeq, a predicted model, not a curated record
UGAGUUAUUUUAGAGUUAGUCUUGGGCUCAUGGGGGAAUUAUCUGGCUGCUCUGUGGGACUACAGAUUUCAGACUGAAAUAGAGGGAGAGUGAAAUGGUGUUUGGAGGAGUUUCAACAAAAUGACUGGCAAGAGGCUGAUCCAAACGCAAGGAAGCACGACAGACCAGCAUUUUGUUUUGUGUUUUUUUAAACGUGAACAAUCCAGAUAUCUAUCCACCCACCCAUCCACCCAUUCAUCCAUUCUACUGCCCUGCAUUUUAUUGGGGCGAUAAUAAGUCAUGCCAGGAAUCACCAAUAGGUGUCAGUAAAAGCUCAUGAAUGCUCAUUAUUACGCUCACGAAGAAGAAGAAGCAGCACAUCAUUUUUGCUCAUGUUUGAAACAGAAUUGCUUAUUACACGGUAGAAAAAUACGCAUUUGCAUAUUGCCGUGACAUUUUAAACCAAAAUAGCUUUCUGGAUAUGCAAGACUAACCCAAAAGACACACACGCGCACACUGGAAACUCCACCUCGUCGAUCAUUGAGUACGUCGAUUGUCAUAGCGUCCAGUGUGUAACCCUGGGCAACGCCGGCUCACCAGUAGGCGGGUCCUCCGUAGAAAAGGAGGAUACGAUUGGUUUAUUUGACAAACGCUGAUCAGUGAUUGGUUGCCAUUGAGGCCGUUUGUGCGGGACUUUAUGACAGGUAUGAAGGAGCAGGAACAGAAAGGAGGCGAUGAUUCACUACAGAAAUAUGGCGUCGAGAAAGAAGGCUGGAACCAACGCUCAGGAGAAGGGCGCAAAUGGAAAGCAGUUAUCAAAACAUAAAGACGGACCAAUAGUGAUGGACACUAAGGCCGUGUUUGCAGCCCUGUAUGAGGUGUGUGAGGAAAACGCUGCCUUCUUUGCUGGCGCGCCAACGGACGAUGCCCCAAAAAGGCUGGUUAAUGCUAUGGUGACCAUACAGAACCACGCUCGCAGUCUCGAGCCAGUUAUCUGUGGCUUUGCUGCCAUCUACCAUCACUUUGACUUUGACCCUCACAUUCCUGCCAAUGGAUACCGCUCACUAGUGAAGUUGGUGCGUUGCUGUGUUCUUCACAUCAUCCACAAGGCGCGCCACAUUGCAUCCAACAGACGGGGAAUCUUUUUCCGUGCAGCUCAUCAUGCUGCAGAGAUGGAAGCGUACAGCUGUGCUCUAUGCCAGCUGAGGGCUCUGCUCUACCUCGCACAGAGGCUGCUCCAUGAAAACAGUCACGGAAACCUCUUCUUCCAAGAUGAGAAUGGUCUCAGCCAGCUAUUUCUUCGAGAGUAUGCUUCCAUGCACAAGGGCUGCUUUUACGGUCGAUGUGUUGGCUUUCAGUUCACUCCGGCCAUCCGUCCACACUUGCAGAGUAUUAUCAUAGGCUUGGUCGCAUUCGGAGAUAACUACAAGAAACAUCAUUCCGGCAUCGGUGUUGCUGCAGGUUCCUUAUUCACCUCUGGGAAGUAUGCCAUGGAUCCUGAGCUGAGGGGCUUGGAGUAUGAGCGAAUCACUCAAAACUUGGAUGUUCAUUUCUGGAAGUCAUUCUGGAACAUCACUGAAAGUGAAGUUUUGGCAGGUUUGGCAAGUAUGACCUCCACACAGGUAAAGGUGAAUCGUGCUCUCAGUGUGCCACCUGAUUCCUUUGACUUACCCAUGGUGGGUGAUUCAACACAUACAGUUACAAUCUCCUCCCCGGUUGCUCAUAUCGGCCUUGGCCCAGUUCAGAUGAGACUCAUCUCCAGUGAGCUGAGGGAAGGACAGGAUAGUGAGAAACUUCUAGCAAUAUCCCGUGAUGGAGGCUCACACUCCCUGACUUCGAAGAUUAAAAAGAGCCCUCCAUCACCUUGGCUGGUGGUACAUUACCAUGGAGGGGGCUUUGUUGCACAAACUUCUAAAUCACAUGAGCCAUACCUAAAAAGUUGGUCUCAAGAUCUAAAUGCCCCAAUCCUGUCAGUAGAUUAUUCUCUUGCUCCUGAAGCCCCAUUUCCACGUGCGCUGGAGGAGUGUUUUUUUGCCUACUGCUGGGCUCUCAAGAACCACACACUUCUGGGUUGGACAGGAGAGCGAGUGUGUUUAGCUGGUGAUAGCGCAGGGGGAAACCUAUGCAUCACGGUGUCAAUGUUGGCUGUGGCACAUCAAGUACGUUUGCCGGACGGCAUCAUGGCUGCAUACCCUGCCAUCAUGCUCACCACCUGUGCCUCACCUUCCCGUCUGCUCAGCCUUAUGGAUCCUCUCCUUCCACUUAGUGUACUGUCUCGUUGCCUCAGUGCUUAUGCAGGUUUGGAUCCUCAGGAGGAGAAACCAGCAGAAAAACUCACCAAUCUGGGGACAGUAAGGAAGGACACUGCCCAAAUGUUCAGAGGUUUCAGACAGGGAGCCUCAAACUGGAUUCACUCAUUCCUGGACCAUAACAAACCAAGUGCAGAAACCAUGAGGUACAGUGUUUCUGAGGGGACUCUCAGUUCUGCCCAGUCUGACUCCCAGUGUGCUGGAGCAUCCUCUGCAUUCUCAGUGAAAAAGGAAUCUAUGAAAAGCCAAACGUAUGACUGUUUGGUCACCCACGCUGCCAAUACAUCCACCAGCAGCAGCCAGAACAGCACCAGCUCUACUGCCAACCACAAUGCCAACCUCACGCUUCACCAGCAUCCUAUCCUCAACACCACAGCAAUCCUUGAAAGCAAGCCAGAAGAUAUAAGUAUACUUUUCUCCAAAGAGGUCGACCCCUCCGUGUCAAAUUUAAUCUCGUCUGUGGCUGUACCUCCACCUAAUGAAGACGAACACUCUGAAAACCCACGAGGGUUUCCUGGGGACUUUGAGCCAUUGCGCUCAGAGCAGCUUGCCAAAAUGUAUUUCGAUUCUUCACCUGUCUUUAGGAAUCCCUACAUGUCACCUCUUCUGGCUCCAGACCACAUGCUGAAGGGACUGCCUCCUGUUAAUAUAGUGGCCUGCGCCCUGGACCCCAUGUUAGACGACUCUGUGAUGUUCGCCAGACGACUCCGGAACAUUCAGCAGCCUGUGACUUUGUGUGUAGUGGACGACCUACCGCACGGCUUCCUUAGCUUGUCACAGCUCACUAAAGAGACCCAUGAAGCCUCUAAUGUUUGCAUGGAGAGGAUCAGAGAUGUCUUUACUAUGAAAGAGCUGCCUCCAGGCAUAAAUAAACACCGCAAGCUGGAAAGGACAGAUCAUUGUGCUUCAGGUGCAUCUACCAAAAUCUUUCAAAUGACUAGUGAAGAUAAAAGAGAAGGAGUUGUUUGAAAGGUGGAGAGUGGUGUAGUGACCAACGAAGGUGAGAUUUGAGAACCAAAAUUUAAGAAAAAAAUAUAACAAAAAUUAAAACAGGAUUUCCUUUUUUUUUUUUAAACAAAAAAGAAAUAUAGACUAAAGUUCGACUAAAAUCACUGUGCAAUGAACCAGCAGAACAAGAUUGAUUAUAAUAGUGAAGUAACGUCUCACUGAAGUAGUUUCAUUUAUACUUGUAUUCUUAUGUUAAUGUUUUUCAGUACGUAUAAAGUAGUCAGAGGGGACACUGCGCCUAUUGUGUUAAAAAAAAAACUUAUACUUGCAUGUCAAAUAGACAUACAGUUGUGUUCAAAAUUAUUCAACCCCCAAUGCUGUAAAUGGUUUUAGGGAAUUUAGUGUACAUUUGUAAU